This is a messenger RNA of Pseudonaja textilis, 1296 nucleotides long. Lineage: Eukaryota; Metazoa; Chordata; Lepidosauria; Squamata; Elapidae. The record is from RefSeq and is a predicted model, not a curated record.
GGAAAAGGUUGGAAGAGCGUCAGUUUUUCCUGUAGUUUCCGAUUCUGCUCUCGCCUCGUUGCGAGCGUUUAGGCGGAGCUUUUAUCUCCCCUGAGCCUGUCAAGGAAGAUUUUAGCGGAUGGCGAUCCACUCGUGAGCCGGAGUUCAGUGAGCUCGAUUUGUUAGUUGGAAAUCUUUCCUGGUUCCUUUGGUGGCUUAAGUAUCUUGUGAAGGAAUAGCGCUGAAGGCCUUGGGAGUUUUGUCCAGACUUCUUGUGCAAACAAAGUCGUGUAGAGAUCCAUCAGUUCAUUUUGGAGUUGGAUUAUUGGCCAAGGAGAAGAUGGAAGGACAACACCCAACAUAUGCAGGAGUUGGAAAAAGCCCCACAGUUGCUCAGCCUCAGAGCUGUGGGAAGAAUGGGGCAAAUCCUGGCCAGAAGACCCAAAACAAUGAAGCCAGCAGUUCAGAGGUCCAGUGUUGUGACUUCAGCAAAGUGCAGUUCCAGGGGGGGAAGAGUCCCCGAGAUGUUUGCACUCAGCUUCACCGCCUUUGCUGUCAGUGGCUGAAGCCACAAAUACACACCAAGGCUCAGAUGCUGGACCUGGUUCUCCUGGAGCAGUUCCUGGCUGUCCUUCCCCCAACGGUGGAGAAAUGGGUACGGGAGUGUGGAGCGGAGACCAGUUCCCAAGCGGUGGACUUGGCAGAAGGCUUCCUGCUGACCCAGGAGUUGGAAAAGUCCUUGGAAGAUAUAUCCGAUUAUACCAAGGAGAGGAAAGAGUCAUCCAAAUUCUUUCAAGAGCUGCCAUUCAGGGACAGCUUCCAGAAAGAUCAAAGUCAGGACACCACGCCAGAGAACAGAAAGCUGCCCUUGGAUUUUUUAGAACCGUCUCCUGUUUUUGGUGGAGCUGUAAGAGUGCUUGAACCUCUGCCUCAGGAUUUUGUGUCUUUGGAGGAAGUGGGCGUGUAUUUCUCCGAGGAGGAGUGGUCUCAGCUGGAUCCUGACCAAAAAGCUCUCCAUGGAGAAGUCAUGCUGGAAAAUUCCAGGAAUCUCUUUUCUCUCAGAAUAAGACUUACUUUCCCUCCAGAGGACGACACACUCUCCUUUUGGUAGACACCACCGCUGAGUUCAGUGUACAGGAGGUGAAGUUUUUCGGCCUCAUAAGCGGGAAAGCUCUUCUACCCAGACAGAGAGACCUGUAAACAAAAGGGCUGAGCAACCCAAAUGAUAUCUUGGUGCACCAUCACUCAUAAGUAUUUGUUUUUCUUUUCUCUUGAGGAACAGAAUUGCUGUGUUUGGAAUUGAGGGGUCUCACUGGG